AUGGCAAGCGCUGGCGGCAAUGUCGGAGGUGGUCGAGCUUCUCUGGUUAUGCUGCCAGUGCUCGUGGCGUUGGCGUGCUUGAUCUUCGUCCCCGUCGCCGACGCGCAGCUCAAGGUCGGUUACUACAACUCCACCUGCCCUGGGGCCGAGGACCUCAUCAGCACCAUCGUCCUCGCCGCCGUCCGCAUGGACAGAGGCAACGGCCCCGGCCUUGUCCGCCUCUUCUUCCACGACUGCUUCGUCAGGGGCUGCGACGGCUCGGUGCUGCUUGACGACCCGACGGGCACCCCGGGCAACCAGACGGUGGAGAAGACGGCCCCGCCAAACUUCCCCAGCCUGCGCGGCUUCGGCGUCAUCGACCGCGCCAAGCGCGUGGUGGAGCGCCGCUGCCCGGGCAUCGUCUCCUGCGCCGACAUCGUCGCCUUCGCCGCCCGCGACGCCUCCCGCAUCAUGGGCGGCAUCAACUUCGCCAUGCCCUCCGGCCGCCUCGACGGCCGCGUAUCCAACUCCUCCGAGGCGCUCGCCAACCUGCCGCCCUCCAGCUUCAACCUCACGCAGCUGAUCACCGCCUUCGCGGCCAAGAACCUCACCGCCGACGAGAUGGUCACGCUCUCGGGCGCCCACUCAUUCGGCCGCUCCCACUGCUCCUCCUUCUCGCAGCGCCUCUACCCGCAGAUCGACCCCACGCUCAACAUCACGCUCGCCAAGAGCCUCCGCGCCGGCAAGUGCCCCGCCGCCACGGGGGGACGCGACCGCGUCGUGCAGCUCGACGCCAAGACGCCGCUCAUGCUCGACAACCAGUACUACAAGAACAUCGGCACGCACGAGGUGCUCUUCACCUCCGACCAGACGCUGCUCGACCGGAACGACACGGCCACGCUCGUCGCGCAGUUCGCCGCCAACCGGAAGCUCUGGUCGCAGAAGUUCGCCGCCGCCAUGGUGAAGAUGGGCUACGCCGACGUGCUCACAGGACCGCCGGGCGAGAUCAGGAAGGUGUGCAGCCGAGUGAACUAGUGCUACAAAAGUGCCGGCCUUUCCGUCCAAACUGAGCCAUCUGCACAUGUGCACUCCGGUAACUGUACAUGCUAUACGUUUUGCGUUAGCUCCCACCGACGUGACCCUUGCGUCGAUUGAUCA
Lolium rigidum is the source of this 1137-nucleotide messenger RNA. RefSeq names its product peroxidase 5-like. The record is from RefSeq and is a predicted model, not a curated record. Lineage: Eukaryota; Viridiplantae; Streptophyta; Magnoliopsida; Poales; Poaceae. The transcript is spliced from 2 exons. Bases 1 to 1014 code for a protein of 337 amino acids. Gene Ontology annotation, molecular function: heme binding; peroxidase activity. Gene Ontology annotation, biological process: response to oxidative stress; hydrogen peroxide catabolic process. Gene Ontology annotation, cellular component: plasmodesma; plant-type cell wall.